UUUAUUAUAAAGUAACAGUAUCUCGUCUUAAACAAAAUAUGUAUUAAUAUAAUUAAAAAAAAAUUAAAGAAAGACUGUUUAAUCUUAUUCAAAAUUUCAAAGAAAUAUUUACAUCACGUAAUGUAUUCGUACCGUUGCAGUUAAAAAAGUAUUAUGAACGAUUUCAGUAUUGAACUUGUACAAAAGCAAUUUCUAUGUUGUACUCCUUUGCAAAAGUUCAAAUGGCCUAAUUUUUCUAAUAUCGAUGAAAAUUUGCAAAAGCAAAUUAUUAAGGCAACAAUAAACAACAAUAUAGUAUUGAAGUAUCCAAUAAAACAUUCUUAUAGGAAAGCUUUCUUAAAAUUAUUUAUUAACAAGUUGGAAGAAAGUAAACAAGAGAUAAACGAUGACAUUUAUAAUACCUAUUGCAAUACAACAGCUUGCUCAGAUGAAUAUAUGGCAAUGCAUUAUCGACAUUUUAUUUUAAAUAAUCAAGUAACUAAUAUCAUUAGUUUGAAAGAAAGUACUAACAUCAUAUCUGAAGGUACUACUGGACUAUGCAUAUGGAAGGCAGCAUUUAGUUUAGCCGAAUGGUGUAUUUUUAAUAGACAAAGAAUUUUUAAUAAAAAUGUUUUGGAACUUGGUUCAGGUGUUGGCCUCGCAGGUCUCAGCAUUGUAAAUAGUUGCAGUCCGAAAACAUAUUAUUUUUCAGAUUGCCAUCCAACAGUUAUACAAACUUUAAAAGAAAAUGUAUGCUUGAAUCUUUUAGAAAACGAAAAGUAUUUGUGGAAAGAGGUUUUAUCUAAUAACAGAAUAUCAUAUGAAAAAAAAGCAUCAGAAGUGACAACAAAAGUAGAAAUUCUAAACUUAAAUUGGGAAGAUAUUGACUGUUUAGAUUUGAAAAGCAUGAAAUUAGAUGUAGUUAUUGCUUCUGACAUUUUGUAUGACAGUAAAAUGUUUGAACCUUUGGUGGUUGGUUUGAGAAAACUAUUAACAUCAACUGUUAAAUAUAUAAUUAUAGCAGCAACAAUUCGAAAUGAAAUUACUGUAUCAGAAUUUUUAAAUAGACUGGAUAAAAAUGGUCUAGCAUUCAAAGAAGAAACAGCGUCGACGUCGCAAAUAUUUAUACAGUCAGAAGACACACCCGUUAGGUUAUUAAAAAUCUUUAGGCAAAGUAAAUAAAUACAUUAUUUUAAUUUGAUAAAAG
This is a messenger RNA of Phymastichus coffea, 1186 nucleotides long. RefSeq names its product protein-lysine N-methyltransferase EEF2KMT. Lineage: Eukaryota; Metazoa; Arthropoda; Insecta; Hymenoptera; Eulophidae. The record is from RefSeq and is a predicted model, not a curated record. Bases 154 to 1161 code for a protein of 335 amino acids. The transcript is spliced from 6 exons.